AUGACUGACGAAAGAAAACGUCCACAUAGCCAAGACCCGGCAGGCAACGAUGGCCCACCACCAGCCAAAAAGGCAAAGAAAGUAAAGAAGCCAAAGCCGCCAAAGCCACCUUCAAGAGCUGCAAGAAAAAUGGCUCCAAAAGGAAAACCCUACACGGAAGAGGAUAAAGCAAGAGGACACAGAAUGGGGAAAGGUGACAGAAGGGAUAUGGGGAUGGAGGUGUCUUCUGGGUCUUCGUCGCCAGCCCCAUCUUCAUCCUCAUCUUCAUCUUCAUCCGAGCCUAAUUCUUUAUUCGAUGAGCCUUCGCCUGAGGGGAGACCAGCUCCACCAAUAAAGAUAGCUCCACGGACAAAGAUGACUGCGAGGAAAUCGGCACCUCCUGGGCCAGGUCUACUGAAAAGGACAGCGGCGAGGAAGUCGGUAACCCCUGGACCAGUCCAUCCCGCUGCCAUUAGGCCUCCUUCAUCCGGCACGACUCCCGCUGCACAUCCGGACGCCAUGGAAAUCGACGUGCAGGAAUUGGACGUGCAGGUAUUCGAAAAGAAAAUCUUGGAGAAUGAUGAACCUCUGAGUGACUCGAUCACAUUACGCGCUCUCGAAGAGAUGGUCGCCAAAACCUCACCACUAGACCUCACGUUAAGGAGCUCCCAUCAAGUGCCCCAGUUCAUUGCGGACCAAGGGCAAGCCGCCUCGAUCACUUAUUGGCGAUACUCAAACCUCUUCAUCCCUGGCGAAGUCUGGGGGCGUGUCCCCAAAGGUGUAUUGCCUGCUGGAGCCGAGCAACCAUGGCGUGACUUCUUGGCCAUCGUACGAGACUUUUUCCAAAUCUUCUAUGAUCCAGAGAACCCACACCCAGCCAGACUCACAACUUUCAUACGUGAGUCUCGCGCAGCAGUACCCGCAUGUCGCCAACAAAUAAACUUUGAGAUCAUCCUCACCAAUCCAUCGUUUCCCUCGCAGGAGGAACGUGAAGAAAAAGACUUCCCGCUGCCUACUCAUAGCGCACUCGUCGUCCUGCUUCGUCUCUGGCAAAUGCUGGAAUGUAACAAACCGGCCAACCAUGACCGUAUUCGUGUAACCUAUGUUUUCAAAAACGGCGACGAAUCUUCCAUGGUCAAGGAAAACCCCAAGUUCAUUGCCAACGACGACGGUAUAAAUGACUACUUCAACAAAGACCCUUCCACAAAGAAAGAAAUCGAUCCCCAAACAGGUAUCCAGCAAAUCUACCAAAUCGCCAUCGCAAGAGCACUGCAACACUGGACCCGCUACCUCAAUGGCAUCGCAAACACACACUACACCCCCAAAGAUUUCAUGAACUGGAUAGCCAAACGCACAAUCUUCUCCCUCCACCCAGACCACCGCACAGAUCGCCAAUGCGGAUAUACCAAGUAUUUCUUCCUCCGCCAACUCGACAAGAAGCCACAAACAAUUACAAAGAACAACGGCGUGGUCGAAUUGAAAGAUAAAUCUUUGCAGAGAUAUGUGGAGAGUACUGGGAAUUUGAAGCAUUAUUUGGAAAUGGAUCCGGUGGAGUAUUCGAUUAAUAAGUAUAAUAUCCAGCCUGAGGUGGAGAUAUUUGGGGAGUGUCCUGAUAAGGAUUGGGAUGAGGUUUUGAAGGAUGAGGCUGAGGCUUGA
Aureobasidium pullulans EXF-150 is the source of this 1635-nucleotide messenger RNA. RefSeq lists its product as uncharacterized. The record is from RefSeq and is a predicted model, not a curated record. The coding region runs from base 1 to 1635 and encodes 544 amino acids. NCBI's taxonomy places the organism in Eukaryota, Fungi, Ascomycota, Dothideomycetes, Dothideales, Saccotheciaceae. The transcript has a single exon.